Yamadazyma jaroonii is the source of this 444-nucleotide messenger RNA. Lineage: Eukaryota; Fungi; Ascomycota; Pichiomycetes; Serinales; Debaryomycetaceae. The record is from the annotation of a GenBank genome assembly.
AUGUCUAUACAUUACAUAUUGAUUUUAAACCGACAGGGAAAGACCAGAUUGAACAAAUGGUUUAACAAGAAUCAAACUAGAUCCGAACAAUUGAAGUCUAUUGGAGAAAUCCAUAGAAUUGUAUCAUCAAGAGAUCUGAAAUAUCAAUCAAAUUUCAUCGAAUACCAACAAACCAAGUUGGUUUAUAGGCGUUAUGCUGGACUUUAUUUCAUAAUGGCUAUUGAUCUUAAUGAUAGUGAGUUAUCAUAUUUGGAAUCGUUGCAUUUUUUUGUGGAAGUUCUUGACACAUAUUUUGAUAAUGUGAUUGAAUUGGAUUUGGUGUUCAACUUUUCAAAAAUAUACAACAUAGUGGAUGAAAUAUUCUUAGGUGGAGAAAUUAAUGAAAUUCUGAAACUGAGAGUAUUGAGUAGAUUAACGUAUUUAGAUAGUUUGGAUGUUAAUUAG